Pelobates fuscus (common spadefoot toad) is the source of this 2890-nucleotide messenger RNA. RefSeq names its product extracellular calcium-sensing receptor-like. NCBI's taxonomy places the organism in Eukaryota, Metazoa, Chordata, Amphibia, Anura, Pelobatidae. Gene Ontology annotation, biological process: G protein-coupled receptor signaling pathway. Gene Ontology annotation, molecular function: G protein-coupled receptor activity. Gene Ontology annotation, cellular component: plasma membrane. The transcript has 6 exons. The record is from RefSeq and is a predicted model, not a curated record. Bases 1 to 2547 code for a protein of 848 amino acids.
AUGGCGCCUAAAGCCGAAUUCAGUUUUCGAUCAUUCCGCUGGUUUCUAGCCCUGCUAUUUGCUGUGAAAGAAGUGAAUGAGACACCUGGGGCUUUGCCAAACCUUACAUUAGGUCUCAGGGUGCUGGACACAUGCAGUGAUGCAAGAGAGGCCCUGCGGGGGGCAUCAUUUCUCAUCACAGGUGGUCCAGAAGGAGCCUUCAGCCACAGAUGCUGGGGAUUGCAUUACAGAUUGGCCGCCAUGCUCAGUGACGCAGGGACAGAAUCUGCGCUAAGUGUGGCAAACGUGAUUGGCAUAUACAACUACCCACAGAUCAGCUACUUCACUCCCCCACUUCAGUUCAGCAAUCGUGUCUUGUUUCCUUCAUCACUCAGUGUGGCCCCAGCCCUUUCUUCUCAUGCCAAGGGCCUUGUCCAACUGAUUCAAACUUUUGGUUGGACCUGGGUGGGAGUUCUUUCAGAAGUUGGGGGAGUUUCUACUGUGGCUCAAACCUUCAUUGAGGAGCUGAAGACCACCAGGGUCUGCUUGGCCUUCUGGGAAAAUGUUCCUUCUGCUCUAAUAGAUAUAAGCAAUGUGGCAUCAGUUAUCAAACGGUCCACAGCUAAUGUAGUAGUUGUCUUUUCACUUGAAUCUUACCUGAACCCUGUACUGAUGGAUCUUGCUUUGUCUGUGGACACCAAGGCAAAAAUUUGGAUAUUCACUGAGGGUUGGUCUACAUCUCCAAGACUGGUAAAUCCAAAGCUCUCACACUUUCUCCAUGGAGCACUGGGAGUUGCUCCUAGAAAUGGGGCAGCUCCCGGAUUGAAAGAGUUUGUACUGGGGCUUCAACCAAAUCAGAUACCUGAGAACCAAUUCCUUAUGGAGUUUUGGCAACUGGCAUUUAGCUGUAGGUGGGGUAUCACUAAUAAUGAGUCUUUGUACUGGACUAUAUCUACUAACACUUCAUCAGUCUUCUCUGAUUAUCACUUUUCCUCCACAACUUCCUUGCAAUUCACUGUCUCCACUUCUGCACUUAACAGCUCUGACACUUUGCCUAUUUGCACUGGACUGGAGGAUCCUGCCUCUUUGCAGAUAUUUUCAGAUAUCAAUAGCCUUCGGGUAACUUAUAAUGUCUAUAAAGCUGUGAGGAUGGUGGCCCAAGCUUUGAAGGACAUGGCAACCUGCAAAGAUAGGGAAGAUGGAUCGAUUGAUCGAGGAAGUUGUGUAGACAUGCAACAUUUUCAGCCCUGGCAGUUCCUCUAUCACCUUCGCAGGGUUCACUUGAAAGGAAAUGUUGACGAUGACUUAUAUUUUGAUUCUCUUGGAAAUGCACCAGCAGUGUAUGACAUCAUCAAUUGGCAGGAAGAACCAUCGGGUCUCGCCAGUUUGGUAAUUGUGGGAAUGUAUGAAAGUGGUGUCCUUCAACGUCAAAACAUUAUCAUUGACUACGCUUCUAUCAAAUGGGCAAAGGGCAUUAAGCAGCCACCUGUUUCAAAGUGUUCAGAAAAUUGCCCACCUGGCUUCUGGAAAUCCCCACAGCAGGGGCAGCCUCCUUGUUGCUUUAAUUGCAUUACCUGCGCUGCGGGUGAAAUCUCUAACCAGACUGACUCCUUAGAUUGUUUCCUGUGCUCAGAUGACAAAUGGCCCAAUUUGGCACGUGACCAAUGUCUUCCACGGGAGGUUGAGUUACUGUCCUUCACUGAUCCUCUAGGAAUCUCACUGGGAACGACAUCCAUCCUUGGCUCCGCUCUGCCAGGAUUUGUUUUGUUUCUCUUCAUCAAGAAUCGAGAUACCCCACUAGUCCGAGCCAAUAACCAGGCCCUCAGCUUCCUACUACUUGCCGGUCUUACUUUCUGUUUCCUCUGCCCUGUCCUCCUACUCCUCCCACCAGGCAAUCAAAUGUGCCUCAUACGUCAGGCACCAUUUGGAGUGCUCUUCACCUUAUGUGUAUCUUGCCUUUUGGCCAAAACCUUCAUUGUUGUCCUAGCGUUCCGAGCUAACCAACCUGGGGGAUGUAUCAGAGUGCUAAUGGGACCUCGCUGGCCCAUUUUGAUUGCCCUAAGUUGCACUUUCCUUCAGUUCAUUUUUUGUCUCUUUUGGAUCAGUGUAGAUCCUCCAUUUCUAGAGCAUGAUGUUAAAAGCCAGCUGGGAAAAGUAAUAAUCCAAUGUAAUGAUGGUCUUGGCUUCUGGCUCAUGCUGUGUUACCUAGGUCUUCUGUCUGCUAUAUGUUUUUUAGUUGCCUUUUUGGCAAGAAAACUACCUGGAGCCUUCAAUGAAGCAACUCAUAUCACCUUCAGCAUGUUGCUGUUCUUGAUUGUCUGGGUGUCUUUCGUCCCACCAUACCUCAGCACACAAGGCAAACUGUCCGUGGCAACAGAAAUCUUUGCCAUCCUCUCCUCUAGUGCAGGACUUCUGUUUUGUAUCUUCUUUCCAAAAUGCUAUAUUAUUCUUCUGCAGCCCCAGCUCAACACAAGGGAAUUGGUUUCUGGUCACCAAAGAAAACAUUCAAGGAAGAAUUUCAGAUCCUCAAGAAAUGAAAUGGAAAGCAAAUACUCAGCUAGGACAUAGUUCUUUGAAAGCACACUUCCAUUACCAUAACCACUACAUCACAUUCUAGUGGUUAUGGUGAGAACGGUCUGUAGGUGCAAUCUGUUUACGAACAAUCUGAUAAACAAAAUGUGUCUCUCUCAUUGAUUAAAGCUAUGUCUGACUCCUGCAGGUCAGAUAAUGCAGAAGCAAAGUUUGGACAGUGAUGAUAGACUGAGAAGGCUGGGUUAGCACAGUGCUUUUGGCUUAUCAUAAUGUUUCGAGUAUCUCUUUGAAUUCAGAACCAACAAAAGAAGUAAUAAAGCUGAGUUUUGGUGAUUUGUAGUAACUCCUAACCUCAUGUAUGUUGAAAAGGAUCCUGAGA